Adineta steineri is the source of this 558-nucleotide messenger RNA. The record is from the annotation of a GenBank genome assembly. NCBI's taxonomy places the organism in Eukaryota, Metazoa, Rotifera, Eurotatoria, Adinetida, Adinetidae.
AUGGCUGCUCCUACUGCAUCGCCAUCAAAUUCUAUUACUGUAAACACGUUGAUGGAUGAGAAGUUCGCAGAAAUCUAUACAGGUGAUGAAACCCACGUCCGAGUAUUGGAUAAUGGACGAACUUUCGAGAAUUUUCGAUUUGGUGCCUGUGCAUGUGCCGUUGGUGUUCAUUCGUAUUCGUCUGGUGUUCACAGUAUCCGAAUCAAGAUUCGUAAGGGCAACCCAAUUUUGGGUAUUCAUGCACGAAAUAUACCACCUAUAGCAGAUCAUUAUUCAAGAGGUUCCUAUGGUAUUGACCCUUCGACAUACGGCUUUGAAAUAGAUCUUGGUCGUGUUCUCAAUGGACGACUGAAACGGAAAGACUUGGAAGAAUUACGAUUUGGAAGAACUGAUAUCGUAUACACACUCAUAUUGAACUGCGAUGAACACCGAUUAAGUUUAAUAGAGGAAGAAAAUGGAGAGCGCGAUGAGGUUGAAGUUGAUAUUUCGCGUGCUCCUUUUCCUUGGUGCUUUUUUAUCGCUCUUCCUCAAAAACUAACUCUUGUAUCACUGAUAUGA